AUGUCCGAGUCAGACACCGACCCCACAGUCUUGAUCAUAGGAUGUGGUCCAGCUGGACUGGUCAACGCACGGACACUGCUACAAGAUGGUUUUAAGGUCACCGUGGUAGCCAAGGAAGAAGACGUAGGUGGAUGCUGGAGGCACACAUACCCCGACUUGACUACCAACUCGCCAUGGGGUGCAUUCACCUUCUCUGGACUGGAUAUGCCCAAGCCAUCAAAUCACAAAGGUGAUGUCGUACCUGCUCGGACAUAUAGACGAUACUUGGAAGACUUCUAUCAUCAUUUUGUGAAAGAUAAGGCGGAGGUUUUGUUCAAUACUGAGAUCAUAUCCCUACUACCUCAAGAGGAGAAUCAAAGAGGAUGGGUAGCUCAGCUGAGGGCCAAAGAGGGAGAGGAAGAGGGAAGGUUGUUUGAUAUAAUCGUAUUGGCUACAGGGUACCUAGGCAAACCAUUCAUUCCAGAUAUAUUCAACGACUCACCAAUACCAACCUAUCACACCUCUUCUCUAGGAUAUUGUGAUCAACUCAACAAUCUACUCAAUACCGUAUCUUCAUCCACCGACAAGCCCGCCGUCGAAGGAGAUGCAGAUACAAUCCUAGUGGUGGGAGGAGGUAAAAGUGGGAUGGACACUGCUGCCUUACUUGCCAAUCGAGGUAAAAAGGUCAUAUGGACUUUUAGAGGUCCGCUUAAAUGGUUUGCGCCGACCGUACCACCAGGUAUGAUGGGAGCUUAUCGCUUGGAUAUAAUGUUUGGACCGAGCAGGAUAGUUGAUAGUUGGACGAUGUGGUUUUACCACUGUACAUUCAUAGGUGUCAGAUGGGUGAAGGCGUUUUGGAAGGUGAUGCGAUCAGGAUGGACACAAACAUACGUCGAACAUGGUCUUCCACCACCUGAAACUGAUCCAUACCUUUCCCUCGCACACUUCGCAGGAGGAAUCCCAUCUUCUCCUUCUGAUUUCUUACCACUUCUCAAAGAAGGAAGAAUCGCUAUGAUCCAAAAUGUCAAUCCUACUUCAAUCAACAGCGAGAAGUUUUCUGUUGAAUUUACAAAUAGUGAUGGAGAAGUGAAGAACGUUAUAUGUGGAGCUAUAGUCACUGCUACAGGAUACAGAGGAGGGACAUACGAUUUCAUGGAAUCCAAAUUACGAAAACGGUUAGGUCUAGUUCGAUGUUUUGCUAAUUCCGAUGUCAAAAUUGAGAAGAUCAAGAAGGAGGUAUUAGACAAGCGUAAGAGGUGGAAGAGUAUUGAUAGUGAGGAAUAUAAGAAUGUUAGAUUACCUUCGGUAUUUAGGGGGAUAUUACCUUAUGGGAGGUUUGAGCAGAGAGAUUUGGCUAUUACUGGAGCUACAAGGCCUUUCUACGUUCCAGCUAUCACCUGUGAAGUUGAAUCUCACUGGAUUUCUUCGUUAUUCAAAAAUGAUCCUUUCCUGAAGCUGCCGAAAAGCAAGAAAGAUUGUCUGGAAGAGAUCAAGGCAGAUAACAAUUUCACACGAGCUAGAUACCCAGGAAUUGACCCUUAUGAAUGUAUACCCUCAGGUACUUACUUUUCAGGAUUCAACGAUCUCUCCUAUACACGUGUACUACUUCGAGAUAUGUCUUUGGACCCUUGGAGGCAGAAAUCGAAUGCACCUUGGUGGAAAUUCUGGAGUAAAGAGAAGGGGUGGUUGGACGUUCGGGUCAAUCCUGAACAAUAUGCUACUUUGGGUGAAGAAAGGAGGGGAUUGAGAGAGAAAGCUCAUCGAUGA
Kwoniella botswanensis is the source of this 1746-nucleotide messenger RNA. RefSeq lists its product as uncharacterized. The record is from RefSeq and is a predicted model, not a curated record. Lineage: Eukaryota; Fungi; Basidiomycota; Tremellomycetes; Tremellales; Cryptococcaceae. The coding region runs from base 1 to 1746 and encodes 581 amino acids. Gene Ontology annotation, molecular function: oxidoreductase activity. The transcript is spliced from 10 exons.